CUUCGAAUUACAUUUGCCGACUGAAAAUCCUCCUCAUGACAAUCCGCUGUUGAUUCCCACUGAACUGAUCUCUCAUGGCUGGCAGAAGAGUUGUGGUCUUUCCCUCCUCAGCCGAGCUUGGCCCGGUGCUGGCCCAGCUGGUGGCAUCGAGGGCUGAGAAGGCCAUCAGCUCUCAUGGCAGGUUCACCCUGGGGCUCUCUGGAGGAAGCCUUGUGUCCAUGCUCAGCAAAGAGCUGCCCGCCCUGCCUGACCUGGACUGCAGCAAGUGGGUGGUUGGAUUCUGUGACGAGCGGCUUGUUUCCUUUGACGAUCCUGAAAGCACCUACGGGCUUUACAAGUGUCAGUUGUUUUCCAAGAUCAACAUCCCUGACAGUGGGAUCUUAACCAUUGACUCGUCUUUGCCAGUCAACGAGUGUGCUCAGGAUUAUACCCGCAAACUGAAGGAGGCAUUCCCAGAUGACGACUUCCCAGUGUUUGACCUGUUACUGCUGGGUAUGGGACCAGAUGGACACACCUGUUCCCUCUUUCCAGACCAUCCUCUCCUUGAGGAAACAAAGAAGAUUGUGGCCCCCAUCAGCGACUCUCCCAAACCACCGCCUCAGCGAGUGACUAUGACCCUUCCAGUGGUGAACUCUGCACGCUGUGUGGUUUUUGUAUCAACUGGAGGAAGCAAAGCACCGGUUCUGAAGGAAGUGUUGGAGGGCAGAGAGGGUCCAGCAUUUCCAGCGGCCCGCGUCGCCCCGACUAACGGCGAGCUGUUCUGGCUUGUUGAUGACCCCGCAGCUACCUCCUUAACUAUUCAGGUAGAGAGGUUAAGCUCUGGGGCCAAACUGUAGAGCUUUCCAUCUUCUGAAUGACAGCAGGAAGUAAACACUGGUGUGAAAGCUAAAUGAGGAAACUGGAACAUACUGCAGAACAUUCCUACUCUGGAAGUUUACUUAGUUUAUGUAAGUGAGAUUGUGAGGUAGGAUGUGGAGAUGAAUAGAAAGACUCAGGACAGAGUUUUAAUUUGCAGUGUAAGAUUUAGCACUUAUUGGACUUUGUGGUCACUGCGUGUGUGUGUGUGUGUCAGGUUUGGUUUUAUUCAGUAAGGUUUAAAAAAAAAAAAAGGGGUUUCUUAUUGUCAUUUUGGCCGUUUGUCUGACCUUCACAUCCAGAAUAAUGUACAGUAUGUGCAGAGUUUGACACUUAAAACAUGCAGCUCACAUGACUGUCUGCAGAUAUCAGUGGAAUGGGAGAUGUCUUGCACAGAAUACAGAAAUACAGAAAAUAA
Plectropomus leopardus (leopard coralgrouper) is the source of this 1273-nucleotide messenger RNA. RefSeq names its product 6-phosphogluconolactonase (gene pgls). The record is from RefSeq and is a predicted model, not a curated record. Gene Ontology annotation, molecular function: 6-phosphogluconolactonase activity. NCBI's taxonomy places the organism in Eukaryota, Metazoa, Chordata, Actinopteri, Perciformes, Serranidae. Gene Ontology annotation, biological process: pentose-phosphate shunt; carbohydrate metabolic process.